Trypanosoma brucei brucei TREU927 is the source of this 387-nucleotide messenger RNA. RefSeq lists its product as hypothetical. The record is from RefSeq and is a predicted model, not a curated record. The coding region runs from base 1 to 387 and encodes 128 amino acids. The transcript has a single exon. NCBI's taxonomy places the organism in Eukaryota, Euglenozoa, Kinetoplastea, Trypanosomatida, Trypanosomatidae.
AUGGAGUUGAGCAGGACACGGAGCGCCACAAAAGGAAUUGGACAGGGUGGGAUGCAAUUAACGAAUAUUUCAAAUGGCAAUUAUUUGUCCAUGUCCCAUCCCACACUUCCAUUUACUUAUGUCACGCACGCGUGUAAACAAACACAAAUACAUAAAAUUAGAUCGUACGCAUAUCUUCGAAAUUUCAUGCACGACAACAUUUCACACUUCCAUUACCUUCCCCCACUUUCCCUCUUUUAUUGUUGGUUUAAUAAUAAUAAUAUAUAUAUAUACUCUCACCCUCUUCGCUUUGCUUUUUAUUUUUGUCUUUCUUUCAAAUGCACACAAACACACUCUCUGUUUCCUUCUCGCUCUAUCGCACUCCUUCACACAAACACACAUAUGUAA